CCAGUGGACUCUGCACACACUGCAAUACACAAGAGAUGGUAAAACACAUUCUGUUAGACUGCAAAAGAUAUGAGGAGGAAAGAACUGAACUAGAGAUGCAAAUUGGAAAGCAAAACAUGACACUAGAGAACUUGCUGGGAAAAACAUCUGGGAAAAUGCACCGCCCCCUAAUAAACUAUCUAAAAUACUGGGAUAAGUGACUUUUGUAACUUAGUAUGAAUAUCUAGUAUGUGUAUUUAUUUAUUUUUUAAUUUUAUUUAUUUUUUAUUUUAUUUUCCUUCCCCUGCCAAUCUGCUGCCCACACUCCAGUCCAGUAGGUGGCGGUAAUGCACCUUAAGUUGGUUUGCCAACCGCCAUUAAAACAAAAGAAGAAGGAGUGUCCGUGUUUUACAGCAUGGUGCAGGAAAAUGGCUGUCAGUAACGUUCUGAAGCGAUUAACCGGAGUUAAUCUCCAUCUGUUUAGUUCACACGCCCGACUUAGUGUUUGCGCUUUAGUGAACAAAUCCGUACAGAUUCGCGGAUAUGCUAAAAAAGCCGCUGCUAAAGGAAAAGGAAAAGGCAUGGUGAAGGAUGUGCUAAAGGGCCCAGAGGUGUGUAAGGACCCGGUGAGGCUGACCUCACACGCUGUGGGAGUAAACAUCUACAAACAAGGAGAAGAUCCACCACUGAAACCCCAAGAGGAAUAUCCAGCAUGGUUGUUCGAGUUGGAUCUUGGUCCCCCCAAAAAACUCCAGGAACUGGAUACAGAGAGCCAUGAAUACUGGAAGCAACUGAGGAAGGAGCACAUCUGGCGUUUCAAUAAACUGCAUAAAGGAAAGAAAAUCUGAGAAAAUCUGACCCACUUAUUUAGGAUUGAGGAACUUUGAUACAGUCUCAUUUAGGUGAGAAAGUGAAGGUGUCGGAUUGAUGCAGUUCAGAUUACGAUCAACUUUCCACACAGCUGAUCUGUUAAUCACGUGAGCUGUGUGGGUCUGCGGUACUCGUUUGUGUCGGUCAACACUUGCACCGAC
Molecule: messenger RNA, 1010 nt
Organism: Ictalurus furcatus (blue catfish)
Lineage: Eukaryota; Metazoa; Chordata; Actinopteri; Siluriformes; Ictaluridae
Gene: mrpl54
Product: mitochondrial ribosomal protein L54
Exons: 3
Coding region: 327-827 (166 amino acids)
Cellular component (GO): mitochondrial large ribosomal subunit
Molecular function (GO): structural constituent of ribosome
Source: RefSeq, a predicted model, not a curated record